Messenger RNA from Gaeumannomyces tritici R3-111a-1, 921 nucleotides. RefSeq lists its product as hypothetical. The transcript has a single exon. The record is from RefSeq and is a predicted model, not a curated record. Gene Ontology annotation, molecular function: protein tyrosine/serine/threonine phosphatase activity; F-box domain binding. The coding region runs from base 1 to 921 and encodes 306 amino acids. Lineage: Eukaryota; Fungi; Ascomycota; Sordariomycetes; Magnaporthales; Magnaporthaceae. Gene Ontology annotation, cellular component: cytoplasm; nucleoplasm. Gene Ontology annotation, biological process: protein dephosphorylation; negative regulation of SCF-dependent proteasomal ubiquitin-dependent catabolic process; negative regulation of protein binding.
AUGCUUGGCGCCGACGACCUGCGCAUCAUCACCCAGAACCGCGCCCACAUGGCCACCGACAACAUCAUAAACUGGGACUACGACAUGCGCCGAAACGCCCAGCCCAUCCUCGACUUUCUCUAUCUUGGCCCUUGGGGCGCCGCCAAGGAUCUCGACUUUCUGAGGCGCGAGGGCAUAACGAUGCUGCUGGCCGUGCGGGACAGCCGCAUCGCUGAGAUCCGCGCCAUGAGCGUCGAGCGCACCGCAGCGGAGCUGGGCAUCGUCGCCGACCAUGUCGAUGUCUCGAGCAACCAGGAGCUCAUCCGCGUCUUCCCCGACGUCGCUCGGAAGAUAAACGACCACAUGCUGGCCAUCUAUCGCUCCCAGGCGGCUGCCGUACCUCCACCGGCAACAGCACCACUAGCACCAGCACGGGCAUCAGAACCUGCCGACGCCGGCCUCGCCCCUGGCCAUAUCGCCAUUGACAAGGCCAGCUUUCGUCGUGGCAAGGUCCUUGUCUUCUGUGAGAGCGGUAACAACCGCUCUGCCGCCCUCGUUGCUGCCUACAUCAUGACUGUCUUCGGCGUUAACCUCGUCCGCGCCGUUCAGUUUGUCAACAGGCAGCGAUUCUGCACAAACUUUGACGAGGACACCAAGCUCUGGCUCAGAGCUUACCAGGACAUCCUCGAGGCCAGGCGCGCCGUCGCCAACCACAACCGGCAGGCCGCCGCAACCCUGGCUCCCCAAAAACUCCAUCACACCCCCUCCAAAAGGUCCAUUCAGGACACCUACGACGAGACAAUCGAUUCCGAGAUGGGCGGCUCGGGCCAGGAGUCGGGAUACACGACCAGCAGAGAUGAAUCCAGCCACGAUCGAGAACGAUACCUGGAUCGUGCCUGCUUCGUACCCUUCAUCGACAACAAGGACAGCGAGAUGACGUAG